AGAAAUACACCGUAUAAAAGGAUUUACCCCCUCUCUCUCAACCUCUUUCUUUCGUUCAACGGGCAAGGUUUUUCUUCGCAAUGAAAGCUCAAUCUUUCCGGCGGUUUUUAUCUCUCUAGAGAGCUCAGAGGUUUCUCCGGGUUCAGUUCGGCGAGUUCGAGCUCGAUUCCCGCCAAUAUUUUGCUUCCUGAGGGUUCUAAAGCUUUGGUGCUUUUGGGCGCUCAUUGUUAAAGUGGAAUUGGUUAGGAGGUUGCUGAAUUUUGUAGACUUUAUUGAUUGUAAUAUUGCGAUUUGGAAGAGAAGGUGAACAAAAUAUGGAGGAAGAGAGAGUAGAGGAUUUUUGCCCUGAGAAUAAGCAAGCUAUAGCUCCUUCAAGCUCUUCUGUUUCUGAGAAUAGUGGCAGUGUUAAUAUCAAGUCACCAGGGAUAUCUAGCGCCAUCCCUUCUUCACCUGGGCAUCGAAGAACAAGCGGUCCUAUUCGACGAGCAAAGGGUGGAUGGACUCCGGAGGAGGAUGAUACUCUUAAGCAGGCUGUCGCAGCAUACAGAGGGAAGUGCUGGAAGAAAAUUGCUGAUUUUUUUCCUGAUAGAUCAGAAGUACAAUGCCUUCAUCGAUGGCAGAAAGUUCUAAAUCCUGAUCUUGUAAAAGGACCCUGGACUCAGGAGGAAGAUGAUAAGAUCAUUGAACUUGUAAGGCAGUACGGCCCUGCAAAAUGGUCUGUCAUUGCCAAGUCAUUACCUGGUCGAAUAGGAAAACAAUGCCGUGAAAGGUGGCACAACCAUUUGAAUCCUAAUAUAAAAAAAGAGGCAUGGUCAUUUGAGGAGGAGCUAGCACUUAUAAAUGCUCAUAGAGUCCAUGGCAAUAAAUGGGCUGAAAUAGCAAAGGUUCUACCUGGAAGGACUGACAAUGCUAUCAAGAACCACUGGAAUAGCUCUUUGAAGAAAAAGUUAAAUUUCUACUUAGCCACAGGAAAUCUACCACCUUCUGCCAAGAACGUCCCCCAAAAUACUUGUAAAGAAGACAUCACUAUCAAAACCACUCUGACCGAUUCAACAGAUUUAGCAGCUUCAUCAGGAACAACAACAGAUGUUUGUAAAGCAGCAGUAGAUAUGGAAAACAUUCAUCCUCCUGAAGGCAUAAUAGUAGAGGACAUGGGUGGCGCUUUGACCAGCAGUCCUCAAAUUGAUUCAGCUGAUUCUGAAGACGUUGUCCGGCCAUGUAAUAUUAAAUCCUUAAAUUCCACCCCAAAGCUAAUUACACACGUUAAGUAUGGUAGCUUAUACUAUGAACCCCCACAGUUAGCAAGUGUGGUUCCACUGGAUUCAGAUUUUCUCAUUCCCACUUUUCCAACCCCUCCCACCAUUGAGAAGCACAGUGGUGUGUGUGUACAGACCCCCGAGUCCAUAUUGAAAAUUGCUGCUCAAAGCUUCAGGAAUACGCCUUCUAUUUUAAGGAAGAGGAAAGCUGGAUCUUCUCAGUCAUCCACACCUUCCCAUAAAGUUGGGAAGGCCGAUGAUGGUGGUUGUGCUGGUGGUGGAGGAGAUGAUAGUCAGCUAAGAAUCAAUUCAAAUCCUUUUAAUGGGUCUCCUCCUUACCGAAUCAUAAGAUCUAAGCGUACUUCUGUUUUUAAGUCCGUUGAGAAACAGCUUGAGUUUGGCUUUAACCAAGAGCAGGAUGGCUCUGCAAAUGGUUCAACUGUGAAACAUAUCCCUCCUGCAACCAAAGCUGUGUCAGGUGCAGCAUCAUAGUUUGGACUUGGCCUUUGUAAGUACAUUGUGUUUGGGUUUCAGCCUAACUAUUUUCUUCUCUUGUGGAUAAUGGUUUUCUAAAUAGGCUUAGCAUAAUAGCAUUAUAUCGUGAUAGCAAAACAUUCUGUUCUUAAUGUCAGAAGUAGAGUAGAUUUUUUCCAUUUUACCAAUAAACUGGGGUGGGAUGUCAUAACAAGUAUCAUUAUCCGAAGUUAUUUCAUAUUCACUUGUGUUUCAUAUACCAUUCACGCUGUAGCCCGUUUGUUUAAGGUAAAAUUUGGCUGUAUGAACCAAAUAGUCUGUGAUUUUCUUUUAUAGCAACUAGAAUAAAUUAUAAAAAUGAAGAUAAAAGUGUUGUUUCCCUCAUUUCAGGCAUUUCUGCCUCAGUUAAGUUGGUUUUUGGUAAAAGUAUUGUUGAUAAGAGUUUUAACUUUUAAGCCGAAUCAAGCUACCUAACAUGCAAUGAGAGCCAUUACAGUAUGGGAAUUCCCAGAACUGUUUCAUCAUUACAAAAGUUAUGUACCUUGUCCAAUUCUUGCCUCUACCAGAGUUAAAUAUUUACAGUUCUGCUCUUCUGCUGAUCAGAAUUAGAAGCUGGAAUCCGAGUAAGCAAUUCGAGCAGCAAAAUUAAGUCCACAUAUAAAUGAAGUUCCACAGUUUGACAGUCAUGUCGCCUACACUUUAUUGCAUGAAGUGUGGCUAAGUUUAACAAGCAGCUUUGGUUUAUAUGUAAACUCCACGUCUCAAUGAGUUGUUUUUCAUGGAAGAUGCACUGGAUUUGUACAGAAUUCUGGUUAUAAUGUGGUUCUAACUUCUAAGAACUCCAGCAGUUUUUAGGAGGAACAUAUAAUUAGUUUUUUAGUCGCAAUAGUUUCGUCCUUCAAUCUGUGUAUACAAUUAUUAUGAAAUAAAUAGUUAGAAAUUAUAUCUUGAUCUGAUUGUCACUAAGAAGAUAUAUUUUGGUCUCUGCCCUUUCCC
Messenger RNA from Cuscuta epithymum, 2726 nucleotides. Lineage: Eukaryota; Viridiplantae; Streptophyta; Magnoliopsida; Solanales; Convolvulaceae. The record is from the annotation of a GenBank genome assembly.